AUGGAGAUUCUUCCACUAGUAUCAGAUACUGAGAUUGAUAACACUACUUUUUCUAUUCAAGACCUAACAGAUUUUGAUAAGAUUGAAGUGGAUGAAUUAAUUAUUAAUAUUGUGUUGGAUGAACAACGGGAAUUAGAAGAAGGUGAUGCAAGCAAUACUGAUGAAGAACCACCUGAAAUUCCUAUUAUAGAAGGCUUAAACGGGCUAAAAAAAUUCAUUA
Messenger RNA from Racocetra fulgida, 220 nucleotides. NCBI's taxonomy places the organism in Eukaryota, Fungi, Glomeromycota, Glomeromycetes, Diversisporales, Gigasporaceae. The record is from the annotation of a GenBank genome assembly.